UCCAAUACACUCUUCUGUGGCUUAUGUGUUGUGGAGGUGAUUUUUGACGGUCAAUCAGUCGCCGCCUCCGCUGGUUUUUCUGCUAAAAUAACUGACCAUGUCUGCAACCGCAGUAUCAUCCUAUGUUGUUUCAGGCCCAAAUUCUUUGGGUCUUUGCCACUUCUCAUCAAGAACAAGACCCAGAAAUGUUUUCCUCUUUAGCUCCGUAGCCACACCUAGUUGGAGAAGCUUCCAUUCUUUGAGGCCACCAUCUAUCUUAUUCAAAAUCCCACAUGGGUUUUCCAAGCGAAGCCUCAAAGGCUCCAAGCCCUUUUCCCCUGUCAUGCAAUGGCAGGAUUCCACGGUCAAGAUGGAACUUGAUGUGCCUGUUUCCGUUGCCUAUGCCUGUUACUCUGAUCGUGAAGCCAUUCCCCGUUGGAUGCCCUUUAUUUCAUCUGUAAAGAUAUUGGAAGACAAGCCUGACCUAUCACGUUGGUCGCUGAAGUAUGAAGCAUUUGGUCGUGAUAUUGAGUUCUCAUGGCUUGCCCGAAAUAUGCAGCCUAUCCCAAAUCAGAAAAUCCACUGGAGAUCUCUGGAAGGUCUUGCUAACAGAGGUGCUGUUCGAUUUUAUCCAAAAGGUCCUGCAUCAUGCGUAGUAGAACUGACAGUGUCAUAUGAAGUUCCUGAAAUUUUAGUUCCUGUGGCAUCAGCACUACAACCUUUUCUUGAAGGCUUACUUCGACGUGGUUUGGAUAAGUUUGCAUCAUUUGCAAAAACCUACGAAGCAGACUUAACUAGCUGAUGGUAUAAAUGGCAACCAAAACUCAAAAACAGUUGUCACUAAUUCUUUCAAGGUGAAAUUGCGUGUUUCUACCACAUCCAAUUGUAAUGCGUACUUUGUAAAGAAAUAAAAAACACUUUAUAAUUUUGUAGGGUCAA
Molecule: messenger RNA, 918 nt
Organism: Corylus avellana
Lineage: Eukaryota; Viridiplantae; Streptophyta; Magnoliopsida; Fagales; Betulaceae
Product: Polyketide cyclase / dehydrase and lipid transport protein
Source: RefSeq, a predicted model, not a curated record